Messenger RNA from Camelus dromedarius (Arabian camel), 1905 nucleotides. It is a transcript of the gene MAPK12, whose product is annotated as mitogen-activated protein kinase 12. Gene Ontology annotation, cellular component: cytoplasm; nucleus. The coding region runs from base 211 to 1638 and encodes 475 amino acids. The record is from RefSeq and is a predicted model, not a curated record. Gene Ontology annotation, molecular function: ATP binding; MAP kinase activity. The transcript has 13 exons. NCBI's taxonomy places the organism in Eukaryota, Metazoa, Chordata, Mammalia, Artiodactyla, Camelidae. Gene Ontology annotation, biological process: MAPK cascade; protein phosphorylation.
UACGCGGGCCGGGACUGGGGUAGGGCUGGGGUCUGCGGCUUCGGAGAGCCCGGAGGCGAGAGCCGGGAGCGGGGGCGCCCCGGCGGCGGGCGGCGCGGAGCUGGCUCUGCCCGAGCAGCGGCCCGGGGCGCGCGCCAGGGAGUUCGGCGGAUCUUAGGUCCCGGGUCCUCGAGGCGUGGGGUCUGCGGCGGGGGCGGUGCCGGGCCAACCAUGAGCUCUCAGCCGCCCCCCCGCCGCGGCUUUUACCGCCAGGAGGUGACCAAGACCGCCUGGGAGGUGCGCGCCGUGUACCAGGACCUGCAGCCCGUCGGUUCGGGCGCCUAUGGCGCCGUAUGCUCGGCGGUGGACAGCCGCACAGGCGUCAAGGUGGCCAUCAAGAAGCUCUACCGGCCCUUCCAGUCCGAGCUGUUCGCCAAGCGCGCUUACCGCGAGCUGCGUCUGCUCAAGCACAUGCGCCACGAGAAUGUGAUUGGGUUGCUGGAUGUCUUCACACCCGAUGAGACCCUGGAUGCUUUCACAGACUUUUACCUGGUGAUGCCGUUCAUGGGUACCGACCUGGGCAAGCUCAUGAAGCAUGAGAAGCUGAGCGAGGACCGGAUCCAGUUCCUUGCCUACCAGAUGCUGAAGGGGCUGAAGUACAUCCACGAUGCUGGCAUCAUCCACAGGGACCUGAAGCCUGGCAACCUGGCAGUGAAUGAGGACUGUGAACUGAAGAUCCUGGACUUCGGCUUGGCCAGGCAGGCAGACAGCGAGAUGACUGGAUAUGUGGUGACCCGGUGGUACAGGGCGCCCGAGGUCAUCUUGAAUUGGAUGCACUACACACAGACGGUGGACAUCUGGUCAGUGGGCUGCAUCAUGGCAGAGAUGAUCACAGGGAAGACACUCUUCAAAGGCAACGACCACCUGGACCAGCUGAAGGAGAUCAUGAAGGUGACGGGGACGCCCCCUGCCGAGUUUGUGCAGAGGCUGCAGAGCGAUGAGGCUAAGAAUUAUAUGAAGGGCCUCCCUGAGCUGGAGAAGAAGGAUUUUGCCUCCAUCCUGACCAAUGCGAGCCCUCUGGCCGUGAACCUCCUGGAGAAAAUGCUGGUGCUAGAUGCAGAGCGGCGGGUGACGGCAGCCGAGGCGCUGGCCCACCCCUACUUUGAGGCCCUGCAGGACACGGAGGACGAGCCCAAGGCCCAGAAGUACGAUGAGUCCUUUGAUGACGUGGACCGCACACUGGAUGAGUGGAAGCACUGCUCAGAGGGGAGACAGAGCAGGCUCCCCACCCUUCCUGUGGGACGGCUCACUCUGGGAACACAGUUCAGGGAACAUGACCGCAGGCGAGGAAGGUGGAUGUUGCAGGUGACACGUAUAAAGAGGUGCUCAGCUUCAAGCCUCCUCGGCAGCUGGGGGCCAAGGUCUCCAAGGAGACAGCCCUUUGAAGACCCCUGGGCCCUGGCUGGGGCUUCCGCCUGGAACGGAGAUCCUGUUUGCCACCAUGACCGUGACCAUGACCAUGUUGGAACUUACAUCCCAGGAGCCUCCUGGUUCCAUGGAACCCCUCCUGCAAGCCUGCCACCUCUCUCAGGUCCCAUCUCAACUUGCUGCGGAGGAGUGUCUGGGUUUUCUGGACAGGAUGCCUGCUCUGACCCCUGAGUCGUGGUUCCUCCCCCAGGGUGCAGCGAGAAGCCUAGAGCCUGUGGGGCAGGAUGGGUUUUGGGGUCAAGGCGAGGCCCCUGACCCUGCCUGUGCUGGACUGUGCUGAGGCCCAGCUUGGGCAGGGAGGGUGUGGGGUGCUGACUCAGGCAUGUGUCUCCUGGGGGCAUUGGUGUGGACGCUCCUGCACCCCAGCCUGGAAUGUAAAUUGGCCACGUGAUAUGGCCACCUGGCUUGAAGGAACUAAACCUUUUUGUAGAGCUCCCA